AUGUAUGAGCUACGUGUGUCAACUCCUGGACGGCAGAAGACGUCAGAGUCCAUGCCCUUGAAGCUGCCUACGUGUUCACACGUCCUUCGUAUAGACGGUAUUAGGCAAUCUUUUCAGAUGCCUUACAUGGGACAUCAUAAAUUUCUUCACCGUACUAAUAAGACGUACACUAUUGAUCAGGGUAGCCGACACGUAGUCCUCACGAUCGAUUACAUCCAACCUGCUUUCAUCGACGAAGCCAAUGAGUCUAUUGCCACUUCAAACGCUUUAUGUGACGCUAGUAAUAAGUGCGUUACGUUACAAAUCCGUGACAUUCCUGCAGUGAGCAACGAUUUAUGCUCACAUGAUAGGGUCGUUCCGACAUCAUCGUGUACUGCCAGCCUUUCGACUCCCAGGACCAAUCUCUCUGGUAGGGAGGUCCGUAAGCCAGUUUACUUUUCCGACCAU
Dicrocoelium dendriticum is the source of this 447-nucleotide messenger RNA. NCBI's taxonomy places the organism in Eukaryota, Metazoa, Platyhelminthes, Trematoda, Plagiorchiida, Dicrocoeliidae. The record is from the annotation of a GenBank genome assembly.